UUCCCAUUCAUUUGUACAGGCGCUUUUUUGGACCUGAGAGGGAGGAAGGAGUAAGCAUUCUACAAAGCUGUGGUUCCUAUGUGACGCGAAACUGGGUUGAAAAGAAAAGAGUUGAAGAUGAUGGAACAAGAUAAAGAAUCGAGAACUUUUUAUGAAAUAAUUUUGAAAUAUUUUCUACCAAUGCCAGUGGUAGAGAACGAAAAUGUGAAACACAGAGUCCGCGAGCGUUCAACAACAAACAUGGCCAAAGCAUUUGUAGAAAAACUCUCAGUCCCUGUGACACAAAACCAAUCUCAAGUAAGUUCUGGAAGUCGCUUGGAUGGGUUGUCAGUCCCGGAGCACAUUGUUGUAUCAACUGCAGGUUCUGCACACGGUUUGACUCAUAAAUCAUCCUACGAGAUGUCUGACAUAGAUGAUAUGGCUGUUGUUGCCAAUCUCUUUGUUAGCAAAAAUGGUGUUUCCAAGAGUAGAAUUUUUGAUACAGAGCCUACCAGUAACCCACUCUAUAUACGACUUCGUCUUACGAAAGACUUCGUCAAACUCGCAAGGGAAGAAGGUUACACUAUAUCACGGACUGACUAUUUACCAACUCGGGCAGUGACGGAUACCGCAAUGGAAAACGCGACUUCCGCCGCAAAAGUUAUGAAUCCUGAAUUACUAUCUCGACAUACACAAAUGACAGACAUACAUGGACCAGCUGCUACAUCCGUGAUUGACAUUCCUGGCUUUGCAUACCAGGCACAAUUGAAUCGCGACAACGUCAUAGCCUACCGUCAUGACCUGUGGCCAGCAGAAGCCUGGAUACACAGACACCGAAAAAGCGGCUGGCCAGAUAAAGGUUUGCUCCACCAAUGUGUAUCAGCUGGAUGCUACAUAGUUCCCGUUGGUCCGGGGGGACUCCAGGGUCUAGAAUGGCGCUAUUCAUUCACUGCCCAGGAAAGACUUUUGGCGAACUCGUUAACUUUGUUGCAGAGGAAAGUGUACAUUAUUAUGAAGCUUAUUCAGCGUCAUUGCGUCCUUGAAGAAUUCCCUAGCACUGCUCUCAGUUCCUAUCAUUUGAAAAAUGUAUUUUUCUGGCUAUGUGAAAAAAUUCCGCGUGGGCACUGGACCGGAGCAAAUAUAUAUCAAAUAUUAGUUACAUUUCUUGAUGAAAUGUUGGGUUGUCUUGUUCGGGGAUAUCUACCGCAUUAUUUUGUGCCAGAGGGCAAUCUUUUCGCUCGCGUGCCCAAAGCACAUCUCCGGCAACUUGCCCGUUCCAUCAAAAAAUCAAGAAAUAAUAUGUUUGAGGUACUGGCCACUUUAGGUCUUAAAGUCCAGUUCAUUGACCUCUAUAAUGCCAGAAGCCCUAUGCUUCUUUUCAUUCAAUCCCUACAAAGUCGUCAACCAACGACAUCUUUUCAGCAAAUUCUGAUUUCAACCUUAAACUCCUUAGCGGACGAUUAUAUUCGCGAGAUCAGGCUUUGGCUUGGUAAGAUCAAGGCAGGCCAAGCUCAUAAACUGGACGGUUUUAAAAACAAGGAUAAUGAAGAAAAAGAUCGAAACACCUUGAAUCUGCAAGAACCAGAAGGAGUUUCGGAAACUGCAGGAGAUUGGAUCCAAGACCAAGGACUGUAUCACAUCGCCCUAAAUAACCUGACUGAGUGUCUUCAGCUGGCAGUGUGUGACAUGGAAAACUUAAGGAUGAACAAAUCAUGUCAGCACCAACACACGAGGGAGUUCCUGUUGGCAGUGAUGGUUAAAUAUAUGGUAAAACAUUCCCUAGAAGCCAGCAUUGUGGUGUGGAUCCUCACAUACAUUAACUUCAGAACUGAAAAGCAUGUGGACGUGAAGUCGACUUUGGAGAAUUUGUUUGCACUCUUUGAAAAGAAUGACCCCACAGCGCUCACACGCGAGGAAUACCAAACGUGGAAAUUAAGUGUAUUGACUGCUGCUGACCACCCUGUAGUCUUGGAAUGUCUGCCAAACGCAGAAUGGCAUAAGCGAAUGAUCAUGGGCACUGAUUCAAAUCUUCUUAAUUGGAUCUUUAAAGGUGUGCUUAAAGCUUUCAGAGGAAUAGAUAUUGAUAUUUAGACUGAAAUAGUUAGAUGGUUAACACUCACACAUAACAGAGAGCGACUUGGGUUUAAACAAUUGCUUUUGCUUUUGUAUGUGAAAGUAACAAAAGUUGUAGUAAUUGUAUAAGUUUAAUUGUUUUAAAUUGACAUUUGUGCUAAAAUCGAUAGUAUAUGGUAGGAUGAAAAGUUGUUUUUAAUAUUAUAGUUUUAUUUAAAACAAAUGCUCACAAAAAAUGGUGGUAUGCCCAUGUAUGUAUGCAAAUGUGACAUGGUGUUUCAUAUCUAUUAUGUUUAAAAUCACCAUUGUCAGGAAGAAGCGUGACUGGGUUAAACAAUUGAUUUAUUGCAUUAUAAGUAAAGUGUAUCUUUAGUUUGAAGUGUCUUAUCUACUGACGAAUGGCCCUCACGUAGCCCUUAAUGAAGGCCUACGUGAGGGUCAUUCGUAAGUAGAUCAGACACGUCAAACUGAACACACUGUAUACAGAUGGCCCGUCCUCUAGCGUUCAGUGAUUUACAGUAGGCCAUAUAUCACGCGUGUGAUCUGUACACACCCCUUUUCGCUGUUUUCACCCACGUAUUAUUAUUAUUAUUAUUAUUAUUAUUAUUCAGUUAGGGACAGCAGAGGAGGUAAAUACCUUAUGUUGGCAAUUUCGAAUUGUGAAAAUAAAUACCAAUCUGUGUCUUUUGUUUUGUUCCCGAUGACUUGUGUACAAAAGGCAAUUAUAAUGACCAAGAAAAAAACUUAUAUGAGUAGAAUGAUUCACACAUUUUUAUUCAUAAUAAUUAUUAUAAUAAUUGUAAAAUAAAAAUAAUUUAUACUGUCAAAAUGAUAAAUGUGCUAUUCGUCUCUAGCAAACUCCUAUAUCAAUUUAACGGUUUGUGUUAAGUGUUAUAUCUAAGAGUGAACAAAUGUCCUCUUUAUAUGGAAACAUGUUGGGCAGAUAGAACUGUAAAGAUAUUUCAAAUAUUGAAUUUAAAGUAAAUCUUUAUUAUUUUACAGACAGAAAGAACGUUUUCAAUGCUUUCUGCUAUGUGUACUUUUGCAGUUACACGUAAGUGCUCAAAUAAAGUUAGUAGGUUUAUUAUAAAACAUUAACAAUACCUUUCUCGAUGUUUUAUUUGUCUCCAGUUUUUUUUUCUUAUGAAGCAGGUCCUUUUAUCACUUUUGCUUAUUAUUUCCUAGUGUCCGCUGAUCAUGACUUAACUACGCAUAACGCUGAACAUACAUACACGUAUUGGCUACACAUUUGAAUUCAAGGCUACUACUGUGACGUGGUUAAUGUGCUCACAUAUUUGCUAUAAAGACUUGCGACCACAGAGAAGAAUAACUGAAUAACAUAUAAGUGAAACCUAUGAAUAAAACCUAUUGACUUAAGAUGUGUUACUCCGCACACUUUUCUUACUAAAGAGCGU
Lingula anatina is the source of this 3467-nucleotide messenger RNA. RefSeq lists its product as uncharacterized. The record is from RefSeq and is a predicted model, not a curated record. NCBI's taxonomy places the organism in Eukaryota, Metazoa, Brachiopoda, Lingulata, Lingulida, Lingulidae.